UCCAGCUGGUGUAUGACAGGCAAACUGCUUGAUUGAAACGAUCAAACGCCGAGUGAAGCGUUUCAGUGAGCAGUUGAUGUAUUAUUAUUUUUAAUAAAUCUUUCCGGAAUGGCGUUGAUCGGGAUUCAGCUGGUGGUCAGUCUCCUGAUGGCUAGCAUCAUGCAGAGACUGGCUCCUCACUGCUCCUUCGCUCGCUGGCUGAUCUGUAACGGCAGCUUGUACAGGUUCAAACACCCUUCGGAGGGGGAGCUGUGUGCGCUGGCUGGGAAGCAGAUACCCAAGAACACCAAGAGAGAAAGGAGGCAGAACGGCGUGUCGGAGAACAAGCCGCUAACCGUGCCGAAAGACAUCGACCUGCAUUUGGAAGCUGCUCCUGUCAAAGCUUUGGACGCUCUGGUGCUGCGCUUCUUCCUGGAGUACCAGUGGCUGGUUGACUUUGCUGUCUAUGCCGCUGGCGUCUCCCUGUUCACGGAGGGAUAUUACUGCCUGGUGGACGGCAGCAAGGAGGUCAAUAUCGGGGCCAUCUGGUGCCUCUUUACCCUCAUAUUCUCCCUCAAGGUGCUCUUCACCCUGAUGAGUCACUACUUCCGCUCGGAGGAGGGCGGCGAGCGCUCGGUGUGCCUGGCCUUCGGUUUCCUCACCCUGCUGAUCGCAAUGCUGGUGCUGGUUGUGCGAGACGAGUACCUGGAGUUUGGCCUGGAGCCUGGUUUCGCAAACUUGUUUGAUAACUUGGAGAUUUUCCUCAGGCAGCAGGGAUGGGAGUGGGUGCCCUUCACCAAACUCACUGUCAAGCUGGGCCUGGCUGCUUUCUGCUCUUUCAUUGGUGCCCUGCUCGCCUUCCCUGGACUCCGAUUGGCUCAGACCCACCUGAACGCUCUCAAGAUGACAUCAGACAGGCCCAUGAUACAAAUUCUCCUGCACGCCAGCUUCCUGUCCCCCGUGAUCGUGGUCCUGCUCUGGGUGAAGCCCAUCACCCGCGACUUUCUGGAGAACGCCCCUCUUGGCAAGCAGUCCAUCACACUGAUGUCCAGCUCCACCUUUGACUCUGUGCGCUUGUGGACGGUGGUGGCUCUGUGCGCGCUGCGCCUGGCAGUCAAUCGGAUCCACCUGCAGGCCUACCUCAACCUGGCUGACCGCUGGGUGCAGCAGAUGAAGAGGGAGGCUGGACGCAUCGCUGCCAUCGACAUCCAGAGGAAGGUGACUCGUAUCUUCUGCUACCUGACUGUCGUGACUCUGCAGUACCUGGGACCCAUCCUGCCCAUGCUGUUCUCAACCCUGCUACUCAAAUCAAUGGGUGAUUACUCGUGGGGUUUGUAUCCCGAGUCCCCUAGGGUGACACCGGCCGUGCGCCCCGCCCCUGUGGUUCUGUCCCCUAGCCUGGACGAGGAGGGGGAGGAGAUGGAGGAGGACAUCCAAGCGACAGUGGCCCGUGUCUCAGAGGCCCUUGGCUCCCUGCGCAGUGUCUUCACUCCCCUGUUCUACCGUGGCCUCUUCGCCUUCCUCACCUGGUGGAUGGCAGCCUGCCAGCUCAUCACCAGCUUGUUCGGAGUCUACUUCCACCAGUACCUCGUGCAGUCGUAGUCUUGGGUCAGUGUGUCACUGCUGUCUUUGUCUUGGACUCUAAAGCAGUUAGCAGAUUCAAUGACUGAUUGAUCGCUCUACUGCUGAGCUGUUGAAUCCAGCCAGGAGAAGAUAUUGGACUGUGAACAAGCUUACAUGGUGGUUGCUAGGAAUUCAAAUGCUAUAGAUAUUACCAACAAGGUUGCUGAAAGAAUUUCAUAUAUUCUUGCAGUAUUAUUUUUUUUUCUAAUUUAAAUAUUUAAUCUGCAUCAAAGAUGUUGUAGAGCAGAAAUCUCGGGCUCACAGCCAGGGUGAUUUUGAAUCUGGCAGCUCAGAGGAUGGCACUGAUCUGAUCGGACGACUUCUGAAAGUUGCAAAAAUAUUACUUGCUAGAAAGCGACACACAGAUGGCUGAUUCUUUUUAACAAUUUCUGGCAAUUUUGCACUGGACCCUUUUAGUAAAAUAUGUUUUGGGGGGGGGCUGCUUGGUCCAUUGCCUGAAAAUAGGAUCAAAUUUUUUUUUUUUUUACCAGUAUUUCA
Messenger RNA from Polyodon spathula (Mississippi paddlefish), 2100 nucleotides. Its product is annotated as transmembrane protein 161A-like. Lineage: Eukaryota; Metazoa; Chordata; Actinopteri; Acipenseriformes; Polyodontidae. The transcript has 12 exons. The coding region runs from base 109 to 1581 and encodes 490 amino acids. The record is from RefSeq and is a predicted model, not a curated record.